Messenger RNA from Clupea harengus (Atlantic herring), 4992 nucleotides. Its product is annotated as von Willebrand factor D and EGF domain-containing protein. Gene Ontology annotation, biological process: anatomical structure development. Lineage: Eukaryota; Metazoa; Chordata; Actinopteri; Clupeiformes; Clupeidae. Bases 469 to 4992 code for a protein of 1507 amino acids. The record is from RefSeq and is a predicted model, not a curated record. Gene Ontology annotation, molecular function: signaling receptor binding; calcium ion binding. Gene Ontology annotation, cellular component: cell surface; extracellular region. The transcript has 22 exons.
GUGCUAGUUCAUCUUUGUAAAAAAAAAAAUCCCUCUGUUAUUGACAUGUCUAUAAACCACCGUUUGGUAAUCCACAGUCGGCAGUUGAUAGUCCAAGACAAAAUUCCUCCUGACAUCGUUCGUAGACCUCAGAAGGCCCACCUACUUGAAGUUAAUUGGGGACCCAGGAAUGGCAUCUCCCCCUCCUCCUUUUCAAGACGAACGCCUGUGAUGCCAAAAGUUGGUGAAAGCCUCCGAAACUAUUUGUGAACUUCUACAAGUAUGUUAUUCACGUGGGAAUGUUCGCCGUCUUACGCGGGAUGUCUGAGUCUAAAGCUGAGUGCAUGAGCAGGAUAGCACAAACAUUUCCUAAGCUCUAGGAAAGAAGAGAAGCGAAACAAAACAGCUUAAAUGGGACUCGCCGUCUGGCAGUACUUGCAUGGGAUACGUGGAUAAAUCUAAACAGAUCGUUUUUUUUUUUCUUCAAAUAUGGAGAUGAUUUGGACGCACUCCCGCAUGUCGAUUUCUGAAUACCUGUUCAUAUUGUGUUUAAUGCCACUGGGAUUGUUUGCGCAGCUAGCUCCUGAGUGUUACCCCAGCGGAUAUCGGAUCUUGCGGAACCCGUACAGGAGCGUUGACUUUGACUCGACCGAGCUCCAGAACACAGCCAUCCAGGACCUGAUAUGCGACCACUCCCUGCCGGCGGGAUGGUACCGCUUCACCGUCAACAAUAAGCCAGCGGAGAUGCCCACCAGCUGUGUGGAGAUGAACCGCUGUGGCACCCAGGCCCCGGUGUGGCUCUCCCUAAAGGACAGCUCCCUGCCCCAGCCUGGGGAGGUGAGGCAGCUCUCGGCCUGUGCCACCUGGCAGUUCUUCCACGGCAGCACCAAGGACUGCUGCCUCUUCCGCAUCCCCGUCUCCGUGCGCAACUGUGGCGACUUCCUGAUCUACUACCUGCAGCCCACGCAGGGGUGCAUGGGAUACUGUGCUAAAGCUAUUACAGAGUUCUUACCCAAGGUGUGCCCAGCAGGCCAAAUUGAAGUUAAUGGAGUCUGCAAAGCCACCGUCUCCCCACUCCCCUCCAAGCCGCUGGUGACCCCCGAGCUCAUCGGCAGCAGCGUCCACUUGCGGUGCUCCUUCCGCGGGGUCGCGUCCAGCCUGCCCGUGGGCUACCUGGUGGCGUGGCACCGCCUCUCCUCCUCUGGCGCGAGGGAGGAGGUCCGUAGGGACUCCACCCUGAAGCUCUUCUCUCUGGUGGAGAUGGACGGCGUCCACUUCAGACUGGGCGAAACGUUUUCUUGCAGUGUGUCCACGUUCCUGCGUAACUCUUCAAAGACACAGUCCCUGCCCAAGGAGAGUGACGGCUUCUUUGCUGGCAUUAAGUUUUUCCCGGAGUCGCUGCACAUCAGGGAAGACGGCAAAGAGCACCAGGUGACCGUCCACAGCACCGUACCCAUCCUGUGCCACGGAGCCGAGCAGAGCCACCAGUGCAAGGUCACCCUGACCGUCAGCGUCCACGACCAAGACAGCCGAGUCCAGGAGGCCCCUAACGUGGCUCUCUCGGCGUGCCAGCUGGAGCUCCUGCCCACGGCCUGCGGCCCAGACAGCUGUGCCCAGGGCACCCUGCUGCUCACGGCCACCACCGACUUCACCCGCGACGGAAACCGGGCGAGCCUGGUCACGCCGCAGCCCACACGAGGCAGUCCGCGCCUCUGGAGGAGCUACAGGCCCGACCCUCUGAAGGUCAUGGUUCAGGACGUUCCCACCGCCACCUGCUACUCCCUGACUGAUCCACACAUCAUUACGUUUGAUGGCAGGCGGUAUGAUAACCAUCAGACUGGCACGUUCGUCCUGUACCGGAGUCUGAGCAGGCACUUCGAGGUGCAGGCGCGCCAGUGGGACUGUGGAAGCCGCCAUUACGCCGUGGCCUGUAACUGCGGGGUGGCGGCUCGCGAGGGCAACGACCUGGUGACCUUUGACAUGUGUAACGGGCAGCUGCAGGAAACGAGGCCGCGCCUGUCCGUGAAGAGUCUGUCCAUGACCACACCCCCGCAGGUCAAAAUCCACGAGUCACACCAGGGGAGAAAAGUCACGGUGCUGUUUCCCUCGGGGGCAUUUUUGCGCGCCGACGUGAGCGACUGGGGAAUGAGCCUGGCAGUGCGGGCGCCGGGGUCGGACCUCAACCGCACCCGCGGCCUCUGCGGAACCUUCGACCGGAACGGCCACAACGACCUGCACGGACCCGACGGCGCCCCCCUCGGCAGCGGCGACCUCCAGCGCUUCAUCCACACCUGGAGGAUAGCGCCCGGGGAGAGCUUAUUUGACAGCACGCCGCCUGCGGUUGAAGGGGAGAUGAAGAGGAAUUUCUGCCGAUGUCAGAGAAGCUACGGCGCGUCGCUCCCCGGUACGAGCGCCGCAGACUUCCUGUUCAGCCACGUCCCCUCGUCCGUCUGUCAGGACCACGACAGCGCCGAUUAUACCUCUCUCUUCCCGUUCAGAGACACCACCGCAGAAUACACACAGGCUUAUGAAACCAGACACAAGCAGAGCGUCCGCAGGCGCAAGCACGUCUCCUCUCACUCGACUGAUGUAGCGCCCGGGUCAAACACAGACAGCCCACAGUCACCAGAGCAGGAGGAGCGACCUCUGAGGCCUGCUGGGGACAACCUAUCGGCCAAUAAGACACACUCUGUGGUGGGGCUCAGAUCGGCCGCUCAAAGGCCCAACGUGAGGAGGGGAAAGAGGCAGAGCCUGUACGACUUCCCCCCGAGCGCCAGCCGCCACCACCACCACCUGGACCCAGAACCACACCUGGACCCAGACGCGGAGUUCCAGCCUAUCCUGGCCUUCCAGAGCCUGAGCCAGUCGGACCUGGAGAGCCUGGCCUACUUCUUCCCCGAGGACCACCUGUCGGAGGAGCGCCCGGUGCCCCAGCCCGUGUGGCCCACGCCGAGCGGCCUGACCUCGGCCAAGGCCCUGGAGCUGUGCCAGGCCGCGUUGGCCAACUCCACGGUGGGCGUGGCGUGCCGCGGCCUGCUGGACCGGCGCCUGGACGAGGCGGUGGACCUGUGCAUCCUGGACCUGCAGCUGAAGGACGACCUGGCCUGGGAGGACGCUCUGAUGCCCUUCCUGGAGAACGAGUGCGAGCGGCGCCUGCUGCGGAACAGGACCCAGCGUGCCUCGCAGCUCGGCGGGGGCGGGGGCGGCCGUGGCAGCCGUGGCGACAUCGGUAGUGCCGCGGGGACGCCUGCCGAUGUGGUCACAGCCCUGCGCUGCCCAAACUUCUGCAGCGGCAAUGGACACUGCACGGAUAUGGGCUGUCAGUGCUACCCAGGCCACAGCCUCUAUGACUGCAGUAUACCCAUCAGUCAGGCCGUGGAGCUGACUGACCUGGAGAACAGUGGCCUGUGUGACUUCAGGGCGUUCGACUGCAACAAUGUGCGAGUAUUUGGCCUGGGCUUCCUGGGCUCGCCAAACCUCAGCUGCCGCGCCACCAAACUAAUGUAUGUGAACAGAGAGUGGAUUCCGGGGGAGAAGACUCAGACCAAAGCCACUUUCCUGAGCUCCAAGGCAGUGGACUGUGAUGUGCCGCCACUCACCACCAUGGCGGAUGACUCCAUAGACUUCACCAUGGAUGACAGGCCUUACGCCAGAUGGAAGAUUCAGGUGACAAAUGAUGGUAGUCAGUAUAGUGACCCAAAGGUGCUGACCCUUUAUGAUGGGGUGUGUCAGCAGUGUUUUCCCUCUGGACUCUGUAAAAUAAAGGAGAAGACGUGUAACAUAGAUGGAAUGUGCUUCAGAGAGGGUGCCGCCAACCCUACGAACCCGUGCCUGCUGUGCAACCCCGGCGCCUCCAGGUUCACCUGGUCUCUCAACGAAGUUAAUCGUCCCCCGACCUUCCACGAGCCCGGCUCCGGCCUGCGGACCUUUGUGGGCGAGAACUUUGUGUACCAGCUGACGGCGUCGGACCCCGAGGGCUCGGCCCUGCUCUUCCUGCUGGAGGAGGCCCCCGCCCAGGCCACGCUCUCCCCGGCCGGCCUCCUCAUCUGGAAAGUGCAUUCGGAGGAGACGCAGACGUUUGGAUUUACAGUCUCGGACGAGUGCAACGCACAGAGCAGGCACGCCGUGCAGGUGGCGGUGAGACCAUGUGGAUGUCUGAAUGGCGGAGCGUGUGUCACAGACAUCAACUUCCCUCCGGGCAGUGGGGAGUACCUGUGUGUGUGCGGGGCCAGUUUCCGUGGUGACCGCUGUGAGCAGGAUGUGGACGAGUGUUUGUCGGACCCGUGCGGAGGCGGAACGUGCGUGGACACCGUGGACGGCUUCCUGUGCCAGUGUGUACCAGGACUCAGAGGGCCCACGUGUCAGGAGGACGUGAACGAGUGUGAGAGGAACCCCUGCUUCCCGGGAGUUCCGUGCAUCAACAGCUUUGGCUCCUACUCCUGCGGAAACUGCCCCGCCGGUACCACGGGAGACGGGACGUCCUGCACAGCAGUAGCUCAGGCCGUCACCUCUGCCCCAACCACCAUACGGACCAGCGGCUCCGGUCGGACCAGCGGCUCCAGCACAGCUCUCACUGGGCCCCUCAGUAGACCACCUGCCCCUGCCCCAGUACCGGUGCCCCCUUCGGUCCCUGAGGCCCCUGAGGCCCCUGAGGCCCCCGCCAAGCCCAGCUCGCCCCUGGGCCCCAAGGCCAUCAACAGGAACUCCGUCACCAUCAUUGCAUCCAGUGAGAGCAACAAGGCCGACUAUCCCACAGUUCCUUCGCCGUGUUCCAGCAGGCCCUGUUACCCAGGGGUCCAGUGCAUUGACCUGCGCCCGCCCUACGUGGGCUAUGUCUGCGGGCGCUGCCCGCCCGGUUUCCAUGGCAAUGGACGCAUCUGCACCAAGAAUCCACGAGCAGACGAGACGACCUUUGAUGUGCUGGAGCAGAGUGCUUCGAACAGCGUGCUUCGCCGAGCCAUGUGCUCGCGUGCGCGCCAGCUUUUGACCCUGAAUGUGAUAAUUAUCCAGUGA